AUGCAUUUUUUUUUUUAUUGUUUUUUCUGGAUUUUUGAAUUGAUCAAAACUAUUUCCAACAAUAUGUCAACGCCAAAUAACAACGAAGACAAACCAGACUCUUCCAAAGAUUUCGAUAUAAACGAUUUAGCUAAACUUGAAAAUAUUACUCAGAAGGUUCUUGAUCCCAACAAUGAAAAUCCUCAUAUGGGCGAAUACAUCAAGGGUACCUUUUCUUACAUUGCCAAUGCUAUGAUUAAAAUGCAAACCACUAAUGAUAGACAGGCCACUGCUAAAGAAAUUGCUGAUGAUUUGACUCAAAAGUUUGACAACUGGGUCAAGAAUAGAGAAGAAGCUAAAGACAACCAAACUGAAAACACUACGUCCAACAAAACAGAAGAAUCAAAAUAG
This is a messenger RNA of Candida dubliniensis CD36, 390 nucleotides long. RefSeq lists its product as uncharacterized. The transcript has a single exon. The record is from RefSeq and is a predicted model, not a curated record. Bases 1 to 390 code for a protein of 129 amino acids. Lineage: Eukaryota; Fungi; Ascomycota; Pichiomycetes; Serinales; Debaryomycetaceae.